CUCUCAAACUUUGGGCAGCUCAACAUGAGAGGCGGCUCCUGAUUGGCUGAGAGCUCACCAGCUGAGCGGACCGUUGCCGCUGCUGUUGCUUCCUCAAGAAUCAGGAUCAUCAAGUCUCCGGAUCUGCUGCUGCUGCUGCUGCUGCUUCACACAGGGUCAGUGCACAACAGUUAUGCAGGCUCAGGAAGUCCUGAGACAUCUGCGGAUUCCCGAUCUGGAGGAUGUUCGGCAGUACGUGCGCGGCUUACCCACCAACGCACUCAUGGGCAUGGGUGCCUUCGCCGCCAUCACCACCUACUGGUUUGCCACCCGGCCGAAAGCCCUCAAACCCCCCUGUGACCUCGGCAUGCAGUCCGUGGAAAUGCCAGGUGGAGAACGUUCAAGGAGGUCGGUACUGAACGACAGCGACGAGCACAUGACGCACUACUACAGCGAUGCACGCACAAUGUAUGAGGUGUUCCUACGAGGUCUCCGAGUAUCAAAUGGUGGACCUUGUCUAGGAUCGAGGAAACCAAACCAGCCGUACGAGUGGCAGUCUUAUAAGGAGGUGGUAGACCGAGCGGAGCACAUCGGCUCUGCUCUCCUUCACAGAGGACACUCUCAUACAGGAGACAAGUAUAUCGGCAUCUUUUCCCAGAACAGGCCAGAGUGGACCAUUUCAGAGCUGGCCUGUUACACAUACUCCAUGGUGGCAGUUCCAUUGUACGACACACUCGGCACCGAGGCCAUCGGCUACAUUCUCGACAAAGCUGGCAUCUCAUCAGUGAUCUGCGACGUACCCGAAAAAGCCAGAAUCAUUCUGGACUGUGUCAGCGGGCAAGGGCGAACGGUGAAGACGAUUGUGAUCAUGGAAGCGUUUGACAGCGAGCUGGUGACACGUGGAGAGGAGUGUGGAAUUGAGAUUCUGAGUUUGAAGGAGUUUGAGGCCUUGGGUAAAGCCAACCUCCAGAAAGCAGUGCCCCCUAACCCAGAGGACCUCGCACUUAUCUGCUUUACAUCUGGAACCACAGGAAACCCAAAAGGUGCAAUGCUUACUCAUGGAAAUGUAAUCUCCAACACUGCAGCUUUCAUUAGAAUGACGGAGGUACACUGCAUGCUGACCUUACAUGACAUUCAUGUAUCCUAUCUCCCCCUAGCUCACAUGUUUGAGAGGGUUGUACAGGGUGUCAUUCUCAUCCAUGGGGCUCGAAUCGGCUAUUUCCAAGGGGACAUUCGACUAUUGAUGGAUGAUUUGAAAACGCUGCAGCCGACAGUCUUCCCUGUGGUCCCACGUCUCCUCAACCGCAUGUUUGAUAAGGUAUUUAGUCAAGCCAACACGCCGCUGAAGAGAUGGGUGCUCGAUUUUGCUUUCAGUAGGAAGGAGGCAGAGCUUAAAAGUGGUGUGGUCAGAAAGGACAGCCUGUGGGACAAACUCAUCUUCAAGAAAGUGCAGGCGAGUCUGGGCGGACGUGUCAGACUCAUCAUUACAGGAGCAGCACCGGUGUCCCCAACCAUUCUGACGUUUCUACGAGCUGCACUGGGCUGUCAGUUUUAUGAAGGCUACGGCCAGACUGAAUGUACAGCUGGGUGCUCCAUGUCGAUGCCCGGGGACUGGACAGCAGGUCAUGUCGGGCCUCCUCUGCCCUGCAACUCUAUCAAGCUGGUGGAUGUGGCAGAAAUGAACUACCUGGCAGCCAAUGGAGAGGGAGAGGUGUGUGUCAAAGGACCAAAUGUAUUCCAGGGAUACCUGAAAGAUCCUGAGAGAACUGCGGAGGCAAUCGACCAGGAUGGAUGGCUGCACACAGGAGACAUUGGCAAAUGGCUUCCUAACGGCACUCUGAAGAUCACUGACAGAAAGAAGCACAUCUUCAAGCUGGCACAAGGAGAAUACAUCGCCCCCGAGAAAAUAGAAACUGUGUAUAGUCUCAGUGAUCCAGUGGCCCAGAUAUUUGUUCACGGCGAAAGCUUACAGGCAUGUCUGGUGGGGAUAGUGGUACCUGAUCCAGACUUCUUACCUAUUUGGCUCAAGAAAAAAGGGAUUGAAGGCUCCUACUCUGAACUGUGCAGUAACCAGGAUGUGAAGAAUGCCAUUCUGGAGGACCUCCUGAGGUUGGGCAAAGAGGCAGGACUCAAGUCUUUUGAACAGGUGAGAGAUAUUGGGUUGCAUCCUGAGAUGUUUUCUAUCCAGAACGGCCUGCUGACACCCACUCUGAAGGCCAAGAGGGCUGAGCUUCGGAGCCGCUUCAGAGAGCACAUUGAUGAACUCUAUGCCAAAAUUAAGAUGUAAACUGGGGUCGAGGAAAAGAGAGGUAACUCUCAUUUAGAGCACACAGUCAGACCCGAAUUAAGUGAGAGGGAUUUUCCUCAAUUAGUCUGUUAGUGACGAUCUGAGAAUGAAACUCAGUUUGAUGUAUGUAUUGUCUCCGCUUCAUCUAGUAACUGUACCACCAAAUUUUCCCUGCUAUCACUGGCUAAUUAGGUCAAAAUAUGUUACUGGUAAAAUGUAUCUAGGAGUAACGGUUAAAAAACACAAAGGGGGAAUCUGACUUGAUCAUGCCUUAUACUGCCAUUAAGUCUGACUGCUUCACAGUCAGAAAGGUUAAAAACAUUUCUGACUGUUUUUUAUUCUUGGGAGCCGCCGAAAAAAAUCUUAUGAACAUGCUUUUACAACAGUGACUAAUAUUGACUAUUUAUAUCCUAGACUAUUUAAUGUUUUGGUCUAUCUAUUUAAGUUGGUAUUUAAUGUAAUCAUUAAAUCUGUAAAUAGUGUAUCUGCUGAAAAGUAUAUUUGUAUGCAGAGUAUUGUACCUGAUACUCUGUAGUUGUAAUUUCCUGCAUUCCCAUUUUUCUCAUUGCUUAAGAACAGAUGAACCGGUUUUAGUGCACAAUUUAGUUAAUGGCCUUUUGGGAAUCACAUUGCGACACUUUUUUUUUUGCCUUUGUUGGUUGUUUUCAUUUUCUUGUUACACUGCAUGGGAAAUGUUGAAUGUUAUUAUACUCUACAUGCAGUGCCUCUUUUUUGAUUUUCACAUUUCAGUGCCACAGAAACAGGAUAAAGCUGCAUACCGUCAUUUGUAUAAUGCACUUAAGUUGGGGUAAAUAUUUAAAACACUGGCAUUACGGUUAAUUUAAAGUAGCACGUUUUCAAAAUUUAUUCCAUUUCCUUGUUAACAUUUCCUUUUAACGAAACGAAGCAGCAUCUCAGUUGUUUGAUAAAAGAUUUAGUUGUGAAUUCAGAUUUUUUGACUGAAUUAUGAUCAUUACACAUCUAAUCACGUUGAGGCCUCCUUGACAUUUCAAGCCAUAUAGUUAUUUUGUUUUUUUAACGACUUAUGAUUUGAAAAGGGCAAAGGUGCAGUUGUGCUGAAGUUGUAAGUACAGUAUAUUUAUUUCUUAACUGUACCAAAUAAAUACUUUAUUCCAAAACUGA
This is a messenger RNA of Sebastes umbrosus (honeycomb rockfish), 3409 nucleotides long. RefSeq names its product acyl-CoA synthetase long chain family member 1a (gene acsl1a). Gene Ontology annotation, cellular component: endoplasmic reticulum; membrane. Lineage: Eukaryota; Metazoa; Chordata; Actinopteri; Perciformes; Sebastidae. The record is from RefSeq and is a predicted model, not a curated record. Bases 173 to 2266 code for a protein of 697 amino acids. Gene Ontology annotation, molecular function: arachidonate-CoA ligase activity. Gene Ontology annotation, biological process: long-chain fatty-acyl-CoA biosynthetic process; very long-chain fatty acid metabolic process; long-chain fatty acid metabolic process. The transcript has 21 exons.